Messenger RNA from Doryrhamphus excisus (bluestripe pipefish), 3497 nucleotides. It is a transcript of the gene acsl4a, whose product is annotated as acyl-CoA synthetase long chain family member 4a. Gene Ontology annotation, cellular component: plasma membrane; lipid droplet; endoplasmic reticulum. Gene Ontology annotation, molecular function: arachidonate-CoA ligase activity. The record is from RefSeq and is a predicted model, not a curated record. Gene Ontology annotation, biological process: neuron differentiation; long-chain fatty-acyl-CoA metabolic process; long-chain fatty acid metabolic process. Lineage: Eukaryota; Metazoa; Chordata; Actinopteri; Syngnathiformes; Syngnathidae.
ACGGGAACGUGUUGAAUAUUGUUACACAAAUACGGCAUGGCGUCAUCUCAUGUCGUUAUUCAGCGAUUCACUCCGUACUUUAAUGCUCGGAAAAUGAGUCAGCCUCUUGUUUCACAACACGGCCCUUUUCUUUAAUCACAAGCCGUCACGUUGCGUUGGAAGCGGCCAUUUACGCAUCUCUGUGCUUUACGACAUCACGGUUAUCAUAUGCCAUGUUGGGGGAGAUGCCGCUUCGUGGGUCAGUCAUAACAAGUCAAAGAGUGAAUAGAGAAUUAGCCUCAGCAAGGUGUUCACCUAAAAGGUCAUCAGGGAGGAAAGCUCGACCUUCACAGGGUGGGUUAAGGCUUUACAUCUGGAGGACAGCGGACCUCGUAUUUCAGUACAUUCCUGGACUUUGAAGGCUCCUGGUCUGAUAGUUUUUGAAACCUUUUUGAGGUGUAGCGCACUGAAGCGGGCCUCAUCACUCACACUCCACCCCUGUCGUUUUACUUCCUGUAACGGCAUGGGUUUUCAGUCAAAUACUGUGCAAACUGUCCUCCUCUUUCCCAUCCACCUUCUGGUGUGGCUGUACUCGGUUAUCUCCUUCUUACCGUGGUACUAUAUCACUGGUGCCAGCAUGAAGAAGACACUCGCCAAGCGGGUCAAGGCCCGGUCCAAGUCAGGCCUUGCAGAAGGACCAUACCGCUCGGUGGACCACUUUGACACGCUGGCCAAGGUAGACUUGCCCGGCAAGGACACACUGGAUAAGUUGUUUGAUUUCUCCGUGGAGCGCUUUGGAAACUCUCCGUGUCUCGGCGUCAGAGAUGUGUUGAGUCAGGAGAAUGAGAUACAGCCCAGCGGGAAAGUUUUUAAAAAGCUGAUCCUGGGUGAUUAUAAAUGGCUCUCCUACAACCAAGUGAACACUCUUGUCAGUCAGUUCGGAAGAGGAUUGGCAGCUCUCGGCCAGAAGCCCAAAAGCAACAUUGCUAUCUUCUGUGAGACCAGACCAGAGUGGAUGAUAACAGCCCAAACAUGCUUUAGGCACAAUUUCCCAUUGGUGACCUUCUACGCCACCUUGGGGGAGGAUGCCAUUGCUUUCGGACUCAAUGAAUCUGGAGUUUCACAUCUUGUUACCAGUGUGGAACUGCUGGAGUCUAAGCUGAAAAACGUGCUUCCGCAGAUCCCAAAACUGAAACAUAUCAUCUACGUGGACCAGAAGACGGUGACCACAGAGGGUUACCCAGCCGGACUCUCUAUCCACAGCAUGCAAGCUGUGCAAGAUCUGGGUGCGCUUCCUGAAAACGUGGAGCCUGAGAUUGUGAAGCCGCAGCCGCCCGACCUGGCGGUGGUCAUGUACACGAGCGGUUCCACCGGCCGACCCAAAGGGGUCAUGAUUGUCCACAGCAAUCUGAUCGCAGGAAUGACUGGCCAGUGUGAACGCAUCCCAAAUCUUGGCCCCAAUGACAGCUACAUAGCCUACCUGCCUCUGGCUCAUGUUCUGGAAAUGACAGCAGAGAUCUCCUGCGUCACCUAUGGAUGUCGGAUCGGCUACUCUUCCGCCCACACGCUGUCUGAUCAGUCGUCCAAAAUAAAGAGAGGAAGUAAAGGUGAUGCCACUGUGCUUCAACCAACGCUGAUGGCGGCUGUGCCGGAAAUUUUGGAUCGCAUCAAGAAGAAUGUGAUGAGCAAAGUGCAGGAGAUGGGUUAUGUCCAGAAGAUGCUCUUCAACCUGGGCUACCAAUACAAAAUGAAGCAGAUCAAGAGAGGCUACGACGCGCCGCUGUGUAACAUCCUGUUGUUCAAGAAAGUGAACAAGAUCCUGGGAGGGCGAGUGCGCUUCAUGCUGUCAGGGGGCGCUCCGCUGUCCCCGGCCACGCAGAGGUUCAUGAAUGUUUGCUUCUGCUGCCCUGUGGGACAAGGCUACGGCCUCACGGAAACCUGUGGAGCUGGCACCAUCACCGAGGUCCUAGACAACAGCACGGGUCGUGUCGGAGCCCCGCUCAUCUGCUGCGAGAUCAGACUGCGUGACUGGGCUGAAGGCGGCUACACCAGCAGAGAUAAGCCCAACCCAAGAGGGGAAGUCCUGAUUGGUGGCCCCAACGUGACCAUGGGCUACUUCAAGUACGAGAGCAAGGAGGAGGACUUCUUUGUGGAUGACAGCGGUCAGAGGUGGUUUUGCACGGGCGAUGUCGGCGAGGUUCACCCAGACGGCUGUCUCCAAAUAGUUGACCGGAAGAAAGACUUGGUCAAACUGCAGGCGGGGGAGUACGUGUCCCUUGGGAAGGUGGAGUCUGCUCUGAAGAACAGCUCGCUCAUAGACAAUAUCUGUGUUUACGCAAACAGUGACCAGAACUACGUGAUAAGCUUUGUGGUCCCCAACCAGAAGCGUCUGAUGGAACUGGCCAAGCAGAGAGGAAUAGCCGCUUCCUGGGAAGAGCUGUGCACACACCCCGAUAUGGAGAAAGAGGUCCUGGGGGAGAUCAAGCAAGUGGCCGCCAACAUUAAACUCCAGCGCUUUGAGAUUCCCGCCAAGGUCCACCUGAGCGCCGAGCCAUGGACGCCCGAGACGGGUCUUGUCACGGACGCGUUUAAGCUGAAGCGGAAAGAGCUGAAGAACCACUAUCUCCACCACAUUGAGAGAAUGUACGGGGGCAAAUAACCUCUCCCAGCCUUGACCACUCGUUACCUGUAAAUAGUUUUCCUGUCAACUGUGGGAUUUCUGUGCUGUCACACCAAUGGAAAUGGGCACAACAGGGAAGUUGUAAAUGGUUGGAGCUGCUGAUCCAUCUGUGCCGCUGGUGCGUAGAAUACGGUUGUCUGAAAAUGUCUGUUGGUACUUUGUUGCUGUUUUAAAAGAAAAAGUCACUCCAUGUGUUGCUAAUGCUAUGUUACCUUCAUGGAAAUCUUAAUGAUUGCAACGCUCUUUUGUAGUUGGAGUACUAAUGUUACUGUGCCUUCAGUCUGCAGCACUUGUGGCGUUUUGAUAAUAGUCCAGCGUUCAAAACUGCCUUGUGAAAAGUUUACAAGAGGUCAGCAACAACCCCUAUCCAGAGAUAUGCUUGAUAACUUAAUUUAUUCUGGCUAAAGUGGUUUUAUUCAUGCCAUUUGUGUAGUCAUGCUGAAAAUAAGACCCAAUGUGGAACACAAACGACUCAGGAAGAUCAGCAAAUGUUUUAUUUAAUCAAACUGCCAAAAGUGGGUUGUUGCACUUGGAGACACGCUCGUCUCAUCAGCAUCUUGUUUUAAGAGCAGGAUGAACCGUGGAUGUGCUUUACGGCAGUAGCAAAGUUUUUCAGCUGACAGUAAUAUAGAUCAUGUUUUUUCUUGAGUUUACAGGAUUAUGAACAAGUUGGUGUAAAGGGGAAAAUGACCAUGUCAAUAUAGGAGUGUUUUAUAUGUAUUUCUAUGUGUGGAAACACCAAUUUAUGGACUUGUUUGUAUAAUGCACAUAGUGCUGUUAGGAUCACAGGCCUUGUUCAAGCUUUUUCCUGAGAAUAAAUACCUUUUUCAUAUUCAAA